Messenger RNA from Papaver somniferum (opium poppy), 3130 nucleotides. Its product is annotated as kinesin-like protein KIN-UC. The record is from RefSeq and is a predicted model, not a curated record. The coding region runs from base 12 to 2927 and encodes 971 amino acids. The transcript has 20 exons. Gene Ontology annotation, molecular function: microtubule motor activity; microtubule binding; ATP binding. Gene Ontology annotation, biological process: microtubule-based movement. Lineage: Eukaryota; Viridiplantae; Streptophyta; Magnoliopsida; Ranunculales; Papaveraceae.
GAAGAAGGGAGAUGGCGUCAAAUUCUGGCCCCAAAUCUCUGAAUCGUAGCCAAAACAAUGGCAGUAGUAAUAAUAAUAGUAUUAAUUCAGACAAACAGGUUAUUCAUUUUACUUCUUCCUCCAAGAACAGCUCUGGGCAUCCUCCCGUUCGUUCAAAGCCAAAUUCUGCUAAGCGCUCUGUAACUCCUAAUUCCAGAGCGGCUAACCCCAACAACAACGAUGACUCAGAGCCUGCAAGAGUCCGAGUAGCCGUCAGAGUUCGGCCUAGGGAUGCGGAAGAUCUUAAUUCUGAAGCUGACUAUGCUGAUUGUGUUGAACUACAACCCGAGCUCAAGAGGCUGAAACUGAGAAAAAACAAUUGGAAUGCUGAUUCUUAUAAAUUUGAUGAAGUCUUUACAGAUAGUGCGUCUCAAAGGCGCGUGUAUGAGGUUGUAGCAAAACCUGUUGUGGAGAGUGUGAUAAAUGGGUAUAACGGGACCAUAAUGGCAUACGGUCAAACAGGUACUGGUAAAACAUAUACGAUGGGUCGACUGGGUAAACAUGAUCCAUCCGAGCGUGGUAUUAUGGUUAGAUCCCUGGAAGAUAUACUUGCCAACACUUCUCCUACCCUUGAUACUGUGGAAAUCUCUUAUUUACAGUUGUACUUAGAAUCUAUACAAGAUUUGUUAGCACCAGAAAAGAACAAUAUUCCUAUUGCCGAGGACCCCAAGACUGGUGAAGUGUCCUUGCCCGGUGCUGCGGUAGUGAAAAUUAGGGAUCUGGAUCAAUUUUUGCAGCUAGUACAAAUUGGCGAGUCGAACCGCCAUGCAGCAAAUACAAAGAUGAAUACAGAAUCUUCACGUAGUCAUGCCAUUCUUAUGGUUUAUAUACAAAGAUCGUCCCUGGGAAAAGCGGAUACUGACUCUCCUCGAGAUAGGGACUCCAAAAGAAAUACGGGCAAUGCCAUGAAUACUCUUCAUAAAAGCAAGCUGCUGAUUGUGGAUCUUGCAGGAUCCGAGAGAAUAGCCAAAUCUGGAGCUGAAGGUCACAUGCUUGAAGAGACUAAAUUCAUUAAUCUUUCUCUCACUUCUCUGGGAAAGUGCAUCAAUGCGUUAGCUGAGAAUAGUUCACAUAUACCUACAAGAGAUUCUAAGCUUACAAGAAUGCUUCGUGAUUCAUUUGGAGGAUCUGCUAGGACAUCACUUAUAAUAACAAUAGGACCAUCAGCACGUCAUCAUGCGGAAACCUCUAGCACGAUUAUGUUUGGACAGCGGGCUAUGAAAGUGGUGAACAUGUUGAAGCUCAAGGAAGAAUUUGAUUAUGAAAGUCUAUGUCGGAAACUGGAGAAUCAGGUCGACUAUCUUAUUGCAGAAAAUGAGAGACAACAAAAAAUGAGAGAAGAUGACAAGGAGGAGAUCGAAAAGAAGCUGGUAGAGUACAGGAACUCCUUUGCGGAAGUAGAGAAUAGCUUAGAUGCACGAUGUCAGUUGUUUGAAAAUGAAAAUAAACAUUUGGUAUCAGAGAAUCAGAGACUUUUGGAUGAAUUGAAGCUUCAGAAAGAUCGUAAUGAUGUGAUGCAUGACCAAGUUGCACGCCUGGAAAUGAGUUUAAAACAAAGCAAGCAAAAUCAGCUUGAAGGCUCUUCUUAUCAGAAAAUGCUUGUUGACACUACUCAAAUGUAUGAGAAGAAAAUAGCAGAGCUGAUGGAGCAAAUUGAAGAUGAGCACUCCCAGAUUGAAAGGGCACAAGAUCAAUUAGCCAAAGUCAAACAAAUGCUAAGUGAUCAUCAAAAAUCUAAAGAGCUUCAGGGAAAACAAGAGAUUGAUGAUCUCAAGGAGAAGUUGCAAAAAAUGUGUCAGGUGCAUAACAAAACUGUAAAUGAUUUCCAAUCCUUGAAAACAGAAAAUGUGGAGCUAGUAUCGGAGAAGGCAAUGUUAAGUGAAGACCUUCAAAAACUGAAUCAAAAGUUGUCAGUCGAAGAGAAGCAAAGAAAGCACAUGGAAGAUGAAUUUUACAAACUAAAAAAGAUGGUAACUGAGAGGGGCAAUGACAAUGAGGAUAAAAGUUCGAUCAUGAAAGAAAAUAAUGGGAAAGUACAUCCAGGAUAUGGAAACUCAUUGAGUUUGAGCAGGUCAUUCCAACAACGAGAAGCAAUACCAAGGGUUUCAAAGAUAUUUGAGGAAGUUGGUCUUGAAAAGACAAUCGCGAUGUUAAAAUCUCAGGACUUGGACGUCCAAAUUCAUGCUGUGAAAGCAGUUGCAAACCUUGCUGCUGAAGAUUCAAAUCAGGAGAAGAUUGUUGAGGAAGGGGGCCUAGAUGCUCUUCUCAUGCUUUUAGGAUCGUCAGAUAAUACGACAAUUCAUCGAGUUGCUUCUGGUGCAAUCGCCAACUUGGCCAUGAGUGAAAAGAAUCAAGGACUAAUAAUGAGCAAAGGAGGUGCUCAUUUAUUGGCAAAUAUAGCGUCCAAAACAGAUGAUGCACAAACACUUCGAAUGGUUGCUGGAGCGAUUGCAAAUCUAUGUGGAAAUCAGAAAUUACAUGCGUCGCUGAAAGAAGAUGGUGCUAUUAAGGCACUCUUGGGAAUGGGUGGAUCAGGGAAUAGCGAUGUCAUAGCUCAGAUUGCCAGAGGAAUGGCAAACUUCGCAAAAUGUGAAUCUCGAGGAACAGUUCAAGGAUACAGAAAGGGCCGUUCUCUUCUUUUUGAGGAUGGUGCACUUGCAUGGUUGAUCGAUAACUGUGCUAUAAAUUCAUCCUCAACACGACGGCAUAUUGAACUUGCUCUUUGCCACCUAGCUCAAAAUGAUGACAAUGCACCAGAUUUUGUAUCUAGUGGCUCAGUUAAAGAAUUAGUGCGAAUAUCUUCUGAAUCCACACGAGAAGAUAUCCGAAAUUUAGCGAAGAAGACUCUGAAAUUGAACCCAAUGUUUCAAUCUGAGAUGGUAUGCUAACAUUUUUGAUGAACCAUUUUAACAAAAAUACAGCCAAAUCCAGCGAAAGAUUUCCCAUGUAUAGAAUUGGUCAUAGAUCUGUGUACUCAUAAAGUUAUUAUUAGUUUACCACUACAUCUACAUGACCAUAAUUUCCCCCCUCCACAUUUCACUUGUUUAACACUCGGUACACUACUAACCCAGCUUUUAGUUGGCAUAUGAAG